AUGUCCUCAACGACAACUACAACCAGGCCAUUGUCGACGACUUCGAAUUCGCUCUCGCAACACACGACGACGCUGAAGGGGAAAUUGAAUUGUGAAUACACGCCUUCACCCGACCAGAAGGAGAUUCGGCGGCGUGUACAUCAUGAAGCGGACAUCGUCAUCGUGGGUGCCGGGAUUGCCGGAUGCGCCGCAGCAGUGGCAUUUGGGAAGCAAGGGCGCAGUGUCAUACUGUUGGAGAAGAGCUUGAAGGAGCCGGAUCGGAUUGUGGGGGAGCUGUUGCAGCCGGGCGGUGUGCAGGCGUUGGAGAAGUUGGGAUUGAGAGACUGCCUCGAAGGCAUCGACGCCAUCCCCUGCUACGGCUACCAAGUCACCUACCACGGCGAACCCGUCUCCAUCCCCUACUCGACCGUCUCCCCCGGCACUCGCCCCGAAGGCCGCUCCUUUCACCACGGCCGCUUCAUCCAGAAGCUGCGCGCCGCCGCACGCGCAACCCCCAACGUCACCGUCAUAGAAUCCACAGUCACCUCCCUCAUAACCAGCACAUACAGCCCGCAGGUCCUAGGCGUCAACUGCCUAACCAACGGCAAACCCGACUUCUACUUCGGCACCCUCACCCUCGUCGCCGACGGCUACAACAGCAAAUUCCGCAAAGAACACCUCCCCCACCAACCGCGGGUGCGCAGCAAAUUCUUCGGCCUCGAGCUGAUCGAUGCCGUUCUCCCAGCGCCGAACCACGGCCACGUCAUCCUCUCCGACGCUCCGCCCAUCCUCAUCUACCAAAUCGGCACGCACGAGACGCGCAUCCUGAUCGACGUGCCCGAGAACCUGCCGAGCGCGAGCCCCAAAGCCGGGGGCGUCAAGAACCACCUCCUCAACGUCGCGCUCCCCGCCGUCCCCGCCUGUGUGCGGCCCUCGCUCAAGAAAGCCAUCGAGGAGGGGAAACUGCGAUCGAUGCCCAACUCGUUCCUGCCCCCGGCGACGCAAAGGACCCCCGGGAUGAUGAUCCUCGGCGACGCCAUGAACAUGCGGCAUCCGCUUACGGGCGGCGGCAUGACGGUCGCCUUCAACGACGUGGUGCUCCUCUCGCAACUGCUCUCCCCCGAAAGAGUGCCCAGUCUGGAGAACACGAAGCAGGUCCUCGAGCAGAUGGCGGCUUUCCACUGGGCGCGCAAGUCGUCGUCGACCGUCAUCAACAUCCUCGCCAUGGCGCUGUAUUCGCUCUUCGCCGCCGACGAUGCCCGCCUCGUCACACUGCAGAAUGGGUGCUUCCGGUACUUCCAGCGCGGUGGCCGGUGCGUUGCCGAGCCGUGCGGGUUACUAGCUGGGCUGAUCAAGCGGCCGGCGGUGCUGGUGCGGCAUUUCUUCGCCGUGGCGUUUUAUGCGGUGUGGAGAAGGAUGGUUGAGGGGCCCGUUUGGAGGGUGCCCUGGGUGUUGUUUGUGGAGAGUUGGUUGGUGAUUUGGAAGGCUUGCGUGGUUAUUGGGCCGUAUUUGGUUUGGGAGGUGAGGCGGUAG
Molecule: messenger RNA, 1512 nt
Organism: Westerdykella ornata
Lineage: Eukaryota; Fungi; Ascomycota; Dothideomycetes; Pleosporales; Sporormiaceae
Product: squalene monooxygenase
Exons: 2
Coding region: 1-1512 (503 amino acids)
Biological process (GO): ergosterol biosynthetic process
Cellular component (GO): endoplasmic reticulum; membrane
Molecular function (GO): flavin adenine dinucleotide binding; squalene monooxygenase activity
Source: RefSeq, a predicted model, not a curated record